AGAAGUACGCAGACAACAUCCACGGGGAUCCACGGGGAUCCACGGGGCGCGGGAGGAGGUGGAUUCACGCUGCGCUCCGCACCCUUCGCAACCACGUGAAACGAGAAAGCAGUGCGGAUCGGGUCCUGGCAGGACACUUCCACUCUCCUGUUGUGCUUUGGUUCAUGCUUUUGCGCACCUGUCCGUCCGUUACGCGCGCCGCUCCUCCACGGACCUUCCUCCCGGUGACUGUUCCGCUGCUGUUCGGCUUCACACCUUCCGCACCUGCCGCUCUUUACCCUGCGUAACCCCGGAGCCGCCACCAACCUCCGAGGCGGCUGCAGGGGGAGAAGGAGGAGGAGGAGGGGGGGGUGGGCAUGUGGAGCGGCCGCGGGACCUCCGCUGCAUCCCGGCGGCUCCUCCUGGAGGCGUAGAGCCGCCGCUCCCUUGGACCAUGCCGAACAGAGCUUCACGCCUGAUGAUUUCAGCAAUCUAAAGUUAUCACCACCCCACCAGUGAGUGCAGUUAUGCCAAAUGGGCCCAGUGGCUGCCAACAGGAGCGCAGCCAGACCCCCCCGCCACCUCCAAUCAGGAUACAGUAGGAGCCAGGUACUUGAGCUGUGUGUUGAUGGUGAAGUGUGCAGGUGCUGAACUCCACCUCUGGCAGUCAUGAGGAAUAGAGGGCUGAAGAUGCAGUCCUGAAGAUUGAUGGAGGGCCAUGCUAUUCAAACAGCAGGCAUUGCUGAGACAGAAGCUCUUCGUUCUGGGCAGCCUCGCCAUUGGAAGUGUGCUCUAUCUCGUGGCCAGGGUAGGGACAUUGGAUAGGCUUCAGCCCAUCUGCCCCAUCGACAGCAGACAGCCACCCCCUGAACCAGAGCAAAUUCCUCUCCGCACCCUGCAGUUUAAGCGUGGCCUGCUCCAUGAGCUACGCAAAGGCAAUGCCACGAAAGAGCAAAUCCGCCUGCACAAUCUGGUCCAGCAGCUGCCACGAGCCAUCAUUAUCGGAGUACGUAAAGGAGGCACCCGCGCCCUCCUGGAGAUGCUCAACCUGCACCCGGCGGUGGUCAAGGCGUCACAGGAGAUCCACUUCUUUGAUAAUGACCAAAACUAUGCUCGAGGAAUUGAUUGGUACCGGGGGAAAAUGCCCUUCUCCUUCCCACAUCAGAUUACCAUUGAAAAGAGCCCCGCCUACUUCAUCACAGAAGAAGUCCCUGAACGCAUCUUCAAGAUGAAUUCGUCCAUUAAACUCCUCAUCAUCGUCCGUGAGCCCACGACGAGAGCUGUUUCUGAUUACACACAAGUGCUGGAGGGCAAGGAACGCAAAAACAAAACCUACCAUAAGUUUGAGAAACUGGCCAUCGACUCCAGCACCUGUGAAGUAAACACAAAGUACAAAGCAGUCAGGACCAGCAUCUACACCAAACACUUGGAGCGCUGGCUUAAGUAUUUUCCCGUCGAGCAGUUCCACAUCGUGGAUGGGGAUCGGCUCAUCACGGACCCGCUGCCUGAGCUGCAGCUGGUCGAGCGCUUCCUCAACCUCCCCUCCAGGAUCAGCCAGUAUAACCUGUACUUCAACGCCACCAGGGGAUUUUACUGUCUGCGAUUUAACAUUGUUUUCAACAAGUGCCUGGCAGGCAGCAAGGGUCGCAUUCAUCCAGAGGUGGACCCGUCGGUGGUGACCAAACUGCAGAAGUUCUUUCACCCAUUCAAUCAGAAAUUUUACCAGAUUACUGGUAGGACAUUCAACUGGCCAUGAUGAGCUUUGAGCUCCCACAGAUUGGUGUUUUGUUUUGUUUUUUACACCAAGCAACAAAAUCUCAGACUAUAAUAAUAGCACUUUGACUGAAUUUAAUACAAGAAUGACAGUGUGACCAAAUAUAAAAGGAACUUGAUCUUAAUUUGUUUUUAUGUGUGUAAAAAUAAGACAGAAUUCUUUGAUGGUUUGACUAAAAGAUUCAGUUCAAAGCACUUGAUCCUGCUAAUGAAUUCACCUGUCUGUCACUGCUCCCAGAAAAAAGCAUUACUCUUCUGUGUGAUUAACUAAAGAGAUUAUUUUUGUUGGAGUUUGAAAGGCUAUCAAACACUGAUAUUCAUGCUGUUAGGAUAAGCUUUAAGUGUAAUGUGUUUUCAUCUUAGAACAACUGAAAAGAUGACAAAGCGGCAUCUGAUAAACUACUAAAUUACUCAUUUGUUCCCUGUCACAUUGUUUAUUUGACUAAAAUUGCAUGUGCAAUCAAGAUGCCAUGUUACCUUUGUAGGCUCUUGUCUUGGUUUUCUCCUGUUAAACACGGUUUUCAGCAUUUUCUUAUUGUAUUUCAUUUUAAUCCAGGCUGUGAUAAAUCCAUUCAAAAAGGCCUCCUUUAAUUCUCAACACCGUUAAAGAACAUGGGCUCAUCUCAAUAGGAUCGUCCUCUAAGCUUGACUAAAAACCAUUUAGGAGUCAAGCUUGUGUUUUACUGUUACAUGUGUGGUUUCUUCUCCUCUUCAGCUUUCCCACAAGUUUGCAAAUUCCCCGGCCAAAAGCCAUAUUUAAAAAAAAGUUGUCCUCUGAUGAUUCUUGUCAAACCAACUGUUUAUUCUAUGAUGAUUAGCAAAUUGUGUCUGUUCCUGUGAAAAUAUUCAUUCUGUAUCAGUAUCAAGUGUAUUGUUAAAAACAAUGUUAAAUUAAAAUAUCAUGUGAACAGUU
Sphaeramia orbicularis (orbiculate cardinalfish) is the source of this 2665-nucleotide messenger RNA. Its product is annotated as heparan sulfate glucosamine 3-O-sulfotransferase 5. The transcript is spliced from 5 exons. Lineage: Eukaryota; Metazoa; Chordata; Actinopteri; Kurtiformes; Apogonidae. Bases 698 to 1735 code for a protein of 345 amino acids. The record is from RefSeq and is a predicted model, not a curated record. Gene Ontology annotation, molecular function: [heparan sulfate]-glucosamine 3-sulfotransferase activity.